Molecule: messenger RNA, 786 nt
Organism: Salvia splendens (bonfire salvia)
Lineage: Eukaryota; Viridiplantae; Streptophyta; Magnoliopsida; Lamiales; Lamiaceae
Exons: 2
Coding region: 1-786 (261 amino acids)
Source: RefSeq, a predicted model, not a curated record
AUGGGCGGCGAGACCUCAAGAGAAAGUCAAGGAGAAGAAACUGAGAAGGUCAAUCCCUACCCAUAUCGUGGAAUAGUCACCAGGAAAAGAGACGCCACGAUCGAUGUGGCCAGUCUAUUCAAGGAUGUGGAAGUCAAGGUGCCACUCUUGACGGCAUUAAAGAUGCCCCCAAUCAGCAAGUUUAUAAAAGGCUACCUGGCGGGGAAGGUCAAUGAAGAAGGGAGAAUGAUCAUAGAGGAAAAUGUCUCUGCAGUGAUCCAGCGGAGCGACCCCCCAUCAAAGAAGACCGAACCAGUGAUGUUCACACUCCCAAUUUCGAUCGGAGAUAUAUUCAAGUGGAGCACGCAAUGUCUGGGAGAGGCCAAGCUUGUCGAUACUGACAUCAUGAUACAGCUGGCCGACACGUCUUGCAUUCAUCCGGAGGGAAUUCUGGAAGAUGUAAUAGUGAAGGUUAAUGAUUUUCUAUACCUAGCCGUCUUCUGCAUCAUAAAAAUGACAGAACCAGCGGCGAAGGAGUCUAGUGGAGUCCUGUUGGGAAGGCCGUUCCUGUCUACGGCCAGCACUAUAAUCGACGUCCGUAAUGGGACGAUCAGUUUGGAUUUCAAUGGAGAACAGUUUACAUUUAAUAUUGACGAAGCAAUGAAGAGUCCGUCGGAUAGUGAAAACGUGUAUUCGGUGGAUGUGACCGAGCCGCUAGUGCAGGAGUAUCUGGACAAAGGUAGUUCACAGACUCCACCGCGCAUGAAGAGGUUGAGAGAGAAGUCACCGACUGGUAUGAAGCCAUGA